Aspergillus homomorphus CBS 101889 is the source of this 1036-nucleotide messenger RNA. It is a transcript of the gene skpA, whose product is annotated as SCF ubiquitin ligase subunit skpA. The transcript has 2 exons. Gene Ontology annotation, biological process: SCF-dependent proteasomal ubiquitin-dependent protein catabolic process; mitotic cell cycle. Gene Ontology annotation, cellular component: cytoplasm; nucleus. Gene Ontology annotation, molecular function: cullin family protein binding. The coding region runs from base 262 to 747 and encodes 161 amino acids. NCBI's taxonomy places the organism in Eukaryota, Fungi, Ascomycota, Eurotiomycetes, Eurotiales, Aspergillaceae. The record is from RefSeq and is a predicted model, not a curated record.
UUCUCUUAAAGUAUUCGUCUCCAAUCGCAGCCCAGUCUGUUCAUCCUCGACUAUUUAUACUCUCGAUCUUACCGUCCAACUAGGACUUACUUUCGAACACCAACCAACCUUGUCGUGUAAGCAAGCAAUUAUUCUCCCCGCCUGACUACCCCUCACAACAUACCGUCCGGUGAAAUCCUUGCUGUUUCAUACAACGUUGCUUAUCUCUCUCAAGUAACAGUUCACCUCAGUCUUACCGAAACUGUUACUUAGUCCUUCAGGAUGUCUGUUCCGACUCUCACUUUCCAGAGCAACGAUGGCGUUGAGAUUACGGUCGCUCGUGAUGUUGCUGAACGCUCCGUUCUAAUCAAGAACAUGCUCGGUGAUCUCGGUGACACGGAUGAAGCCAUUCCCAUCCCCAAUGUCAACGAAGCUGUCCUGCGGAAGGUCAUCGAGUGGUGUGAGCACCACAAGGGUGACCCCCCUAACACUGGUGAUGACGAUGACUCUCGCCGCAAGACCACUGACAUCGACGAGUGGGAUCAGAAGUUCAUGCAGGUCGAUCAAGAGAUGCUUUUCGAAAUUAUCUUGGCUGCCAACUACCUCGAUAUCAAGGGUCUGUUGGAUGUCGGCUGCAAGACUGUCGCCAACAUGAUCAAGGGCAAGUCUCCGGAGGAGAUUCGCAAGACAUUCAACAUCCAGAAUGAUUUUACCCCCGAAGAAGAGGAUCAGAUCCGUCGGGAGAACGAGUGGGCUGAGGAUCGUUAAAUCUGUGCUACUGGUCAGCCGUCACCACUGCAUAUCUUCCCAACGAUCGCUGACUCGCCACCGACAUGUGGCUCCUGUGAAGAUAGGCAUAUCCAACGAUGUUUUGGCUUGGUACACCUCAUACGGUCUCCAGUUGCUGCAGUUCCCGGCGUUCGGUUUUUCGCUUCUUUUAUGUUAGCGGAUUGAGUUUCUCUUCCAAUUUCUACUACUGGCCUUGGACCAUUGUGUCUCAAAACGCAACGGUGGAUUUAGUUUAAUAGUUGAUUCGAAAAAUGUAUCUUGCUAGGAC